AUGCCUCCUGUAAGACGAAGUAAUUUGGGUAGAAGAACCCGAAAUACUACAAACCAAACUAAUUACCCAUCUAAUCAUACUGCUCAAGAACGUAAUAUUGGGCACUUUUUUAUCCCACAUUAUUAUGUAAUUAAACCAGAUAGCACAACUACUAAAUUAUGUGUAGUUUUUGAUGCUUCAGCUCGUACAUCAUCAAAAGUGUCAUUAAAUGAGUUAUUUAUGGUGGGCCCUACAAUCCAAAAUGAACUUGUAAUAACAUUAUUAAGAUUUCGAUUAUAUCAAUAUGGAAUAACGCCUGACAUAACAAAAAUGUAUAGACAAUUUUGGCUACAUCCAAGUAAUCGCAAUUUUCAACUAAUUUUGUGGCGUGAGCAUAAAUCGCAAAAUAUUUCAGUUUAUCAACUGAAUACUGUUACAUAUGGUACGAGUUCUGCUCCAUUUCUUGCAACUCGGUGCUUACACUACAUUGCAGAUAACUAUCCUUACCGUAAAGAAACAGGUAAAAUGAUAUUAAAAAGGGAUUUUUAUGUCGAUGACAUGAUCUCAGGAGCAGAUGACUUGGAGACAUUGCAAGCCAUCAAAAAUGAAACUACCGAAAUAUUGGAUUUUUACAACUUAUCGUUAACAAAGUGGAAUAGUAACAAUGUUAACAUCACUGCACCAAAUGUUAAACUUACAGAUAUUGAGACUGCAAGAGAUAUGGCAUGCCCACUUGGAAUGUUAUGGAAUACGAAAGAAGACUAUUUUUGCUUCACUUUUCAAUCAACCAAUAUACCAGAAAGUCAUACUAAACGAAACAUUUUGUCAUUAGCAUCAUCUUUAUAUGAUCCUUUGGGUGUAAUUAGUCCACUCAUCAUCAAAGCUAAGAUUUUGUUACAGCAACUAUGGAUAAUUGGAUGUGAUUGGGAUGAAUCCGUACCUCAAGAAAUUUACACAACAUGGAACAAAAUUCUUGCUGAUUUGCAUCAAGUGAACAGCCCUUGCGUUUUAAUUAGUUCAAGUGCUUAUUAA
This is a messenger RNA of Teleopsis dalmanni, 1011 nucleotides long. RefSeq lists its product as uncharacterized. The transcript is spliced from 3 exons. NCBI's taxonomy places the organism in Eukaryota, Metazoa, Arthropoda, Insecta, Diptera, Diopsidae. Bases 1 to 1011 code for a protein of 336 amino acids. The record is from RefSeq and is a predicted model, not a curated record.